GUAAUGAAGUAGGUAUUCAAGAAACUAUAGUAAAAUCAGUAAUCACAAUUCACAAUAAUUCCUUAUUACAUUUCGUACUUGACAUCAAUUGUUAUUUUGUUACAUCGUUGUUGAGUGUUGUCACUUGUCAGUAUUGACACUAUUCGUAUUUCGUUGAUCCGUGUGUGUUUUAACUGUUUUAAGACUUAAUCGUCAUAUGACUUUAAUUUCUACACGUUUUUUCUUGUGAAUACUGUAUAGUGCGAUCGUAAUAAUUUUUAGUUAUCGUGUUGAGUAGUAGAAAUUAGAAUAUCAGUAAAUUUUAUUUUUGACAUUUCGUCGUGUGCAUUUUGGGAAUUCUAACAGUAUCACUUUUGCGUCAAUUUCGCAAUUUUACGGGAGUCGACCUACUACAGCAAAUCAAACAUGUUUCCUAAUGCAUUAACAACCGACAUUUUUGGAAACGAUAAUCCAUAUAGAAAUUCAAUGCGCCAAAUGGACCAAAUGAUGAAUUCAUUUUUUGGUGGAUUUCCUGAUCCGAUGGCUGGCAUGAUGAUGCCAUUUGGAGGUGGGAUGUUUGGAAAUUUUGGUUCUAUGAUGAGUAAUAUGAAUAUGAUGAAUAGUGGUAAUCAUCCAGGUCAAUCAUUUAGCAGCAGCAGUACAUUUAUGUCAUAUUCAUCAAAUGGACCAAACGGGCAACCUCAAGUAUAUAAAGCUUCUACUUCUACACGUACUGGUCCAGGAGGAAUAAAAGAAACAAAAAAAGCUGUUAGUGAUUCAAGGACAGGUGUUAAAAAGUUAGCUAUUGGACAUCAUAUUGGAGAUCGUGCACACAUUGUAGAACGUCAACAAAAUAUGUAUUCAGGAGACCAAGAAGAAAAUCAAGAAUAUAUUAAUUUAGAUGACAAUGAAGGUGAAGAGUUUGACAACGAAUGGCGCAAUAAAGCUCAGAUUUUGAAUUCACAUCGUAGUCGUUACUUGCCCUACACUCCUAGAAUUCAAAAUUCUUCAAUUCCUUUAAAAAGGAAUCUCAAGGCAUUACCCCCUCCUUCAACAUCACGUAACAGUGAUGUGUUGCCUAUAGAAGGUCAGCAAGAUCAAGGUAGAAAACGUGCAGCUAAGCAGCGCACUCCUAAAAAGAUCCAACAAUAUCCUGUAAAUGAUGCCUAAGUUAUGCUUGCAAGUUAAUUUUUUUUAUUCUCUAUUUUGUAUAAUAUAGAAAAAUACACAUUUAAAUUGUAUUCACAAAUUUCAAAUUAUGUUCCAUAAAAUUAUUAUGUUUAAGGAAAGUGUGUGAAAAAGUAUGACGUUAAAAUAGGAUGUAUUUAGUAUUAAUUAAUUUUUAAGAAUUAUGAUUUAAAUAAGGAUUAAGCCAUUCUUAAUGUUUGGUAUUUAUUUUUAAUUUAUAUACUUAGUAUGCGAGUGAUUAAUUGAUCUUCUAGUAUUAAAUU
Melanaphis sacchari is the source of this 1430-nucleotide messenger RNA. RefSeq names its product myeloid leukemia factor (gene Mlf). Gene Ontology annotation, biological process: regulation of DNA-templated transcription. The record is from RefSeq and is a predicted model, not a curated record. NCBI's taxonomy places the organism in Eukaryota, Metazoa, Arthropoda, Insecta, Hemiptera, Aphididae. The coding region runs from base 406 to 1149 and encodes 247 amino acids. Gene Ontology annotation, cellular component: cytoplasm; nucleus. The transcript is spliced from 6 exons.